Macrobrachium nipponense is the source of this 2347-nucleotide messenger RNA. Its product is annotated as spindle assembly abnormal protein 6 homolog. Gene Ontology annotation, biological process: centriole replication. Lineage: Eukaryota; Metazoa; Arthropoda; Malacostraca; Decapoda; Palaemonidae. The record is from RefSeq and is a predicted model, not a curated record. Gene Ontology annotation, cellular component: centriole; centrosome.
UCGGAUUAGCGAUAGAAAAGGGAAAGAAGAAGAAGCGCAUCCGAAUGAAGAGAGGCAAUUUUGAUUUGUUUUGGGAGAUUGCAGUUCUUAUUAUUGAUUACCGUCUUACUCAACGUAGAUGUACAUCUACCGAAAUGAUAGUGUUCUCUUUAGUGUGCUUCCGUUUUAUUUUGUUCUAAUAAUAAGGUCAAGAUAAACUAUGGAACCAUUUAAAGUUAACAUUAAUAAUAAAGUAUUGUUUGAUGGAGAAGUUGUAGUGAGAGUGUUGGAAAAUGGUGCUUCUCUUUCUUCUGCAUCUGCACGGUCUCUGAAGCUUUUGGUUCAACUAGGUGAUAAGGCUGCUGGAUCCAGAGAGCUGUUAGUCCGUUUAACUGAUGAACAAGAUCCAUUUAUGCUCUAUACAUGUAUUGUUUGUGAAGAUGAUUAUCAAUCACUUCGACAACAUCAGGGUUUACUCAUAGAUUUCACAGCCUUUCCUCACAAGUUUGUGGAACUAGUUAACACUUGCAUCAGAGAAAACCAGACCAGUUCUCCAAGAUUCGUUUUGGUAUUGCGUUGUGCUGGAGUUGGUGAAGGAUCCUCGAGUCUAGAAGUUGUUGAAGUUAAUAUUUUUAAGCAUUUAUGUCAUUUAGCUCUAACUUUAGCACCAGCAUCUACACAACUAAAGCUCACAUAUCUAGCAGAGUGCUGUAAGAGCUUAAAGAGAGCUUCGUAACAGGUUAAGCACUGUUGAAACAGAAUUAGAGAGAUGUAAGCAGGAACUGUCACACACAAAGAAGCAUAAUGCCCACCUUGACCAGGAUUAUCAGUCAAAAUGCAAAUUAACGAGAGAUUUGGAAACCAGGGUAGCCCAUCUUGAAGCUGACUUAUUGAGUAAAGAAACCAGUCUUACACAUACACAGCAGUUACUGGAAGCCUUGCAGCAGCAGAAGCUAACUUUAGAAGAAACCUUGGAAGAAAGAAAACAAAAAGUGGCUAAGAGGGAAAAUUCUAUCCAGAUGAUUUAUGCAGAGCUGCAAAAGAGCCUGGACAUAAUAAAAAAACUUCAGAAAAGAUUAAGAGAUGAACACAUGAGAAAUAAAGUUCAAGAAGCAGCUUUAGUAGAGCAAGAAAAAGUAGUUGGUGAGAAAGACUCACAAUUAGCAGUAUUGAACGAGCAGUUGCAUGAAAUAACAACCAAGCUUUCAAAACUUAGUGUUGAUAAUGAGAAACUUCAAAAAGAGCUUAGUGAGUCAGUAGAGAAACUGGAGGAGCAGGAUAAAAUUUUGAAAACAAAUGAAAAUGUUAUUGCAUGGCUGAACAAACAGCUAAAUGAAGCAGAAAUAUCAGGAGCAGUUAUAAAACGAGCACCUUUAACAGAAGCUUAUCUCACUUCACAUAACCACCCAUCACAUGGAUUUGCAGGCCUACCUCAUGGGAUUGUAUCUCAUUCCACACCUUUGUCGAGUAAUUCCCAAUCCAAUCCUGUACCUUUAAGUGGGUGGUCAGGAGGAACUCGUAGCACUAUGAGCUCAGUUCGUCACAUUGGUAACAUUCCUCCAAUACCUGAGGAAAUAAGCCCACGUACUUCUGACAUCUCGCCACCUCAUAAGGAUUUCUCACCUCCUAAUAAGGAAAAUGUUGAUGGAUUGGACCCUAAAUAUUUAGAACCAGAAAAAUCUACUGCCAUACCUAUUCGUGGGUUACUUCGAGCAGAUUAUCCUCGUACAAAUAUUCCAGAAUCUAGUACAAGACUGAGACUGACUGACAAUAAGGCUAGUAGAAAGACAGAGCAAAAAGGGAAAGCUAUGCCUGCUGGAAAGACCACUACAAAAGGAACAGAAAGUACCAAAAAACAAACUUUUGGUAAGCAGUCAAGUUAUUUUCCGAGAACGUGACAUCAAAACCAAUUAACAAAUUACUGGUUGCUUUUCAAAUUUUAUUAUGUGCAGUACCUGUAAAGUUAAAAACUUAACAGGUAAUUUGUUUGUCAUGAUAUUUGUUGUUAUAAAUUUCAUGUAACUGGACUUGAUUAUCUUUUUAUACCAUUAUAAUUUAAAAUUUAUAACUAGUAUGCUGUAUGCUAGCUUAUGUGGCAAAAAUUCCUAAUUUGUAUGUAUAUUAUAGAGGAUAUAGUAUAUUUGAUGUACAAUAUUUUGAAAUAAAUUGUAGUAUAGUUACUGUAAAGUAUAUUUGCUUAAAUUUUAUUUUCUGCACCAUCGAAUACAAUAUGCACCUCCCCCCCCCACCCUUUCUUUUUUCUUGAUCGCCAUUAACAAGAAGGUGGCUAAUCUUGCAACAGAAAUGAAUUCUCUAUUCACUGUCACUUUCAUUGCAUUUUUACUAUAGAUAAAAAUAAUGUAUUAUA